GCGGCUGGUGUGGGGGACGCGGAUCUGGCCGGAGGCGUUGGCGAUGGGGAGGCGGGAGUAGGGCCGGGCCGGAGGGAAAGGCGCGAUCUUGGGACGGUCUCCCAUGGGGGGAUGCUUCUCGCUCGAGGAGCAGCGGCUCCAGAGUAGGACAGGCACUUCAGAUGGAGCUAGUGGACCGGAUGGGUUGAAGAAGUGCAAAUCUGAUUCUAAAGCUAUUUCAAGUGUUCUUGCUCCUCCAAAAGAUGUGGAGGACCUGCAAACAGAAGGCUAUGGAAAUGUUAACAUUUUCACGUACAACGAACUGCGAGCAGCCACAAAAAACUUCCGUCCAGACCAAAUUCUUGGAGAGGGCGGGUUUGGAGUUGUUUACAAAGGCGUGAUUGAUGAAAAUGUUAGAGCGGGGUUUCCAUCUGCACAGGUUGCUGUGAAGGAACUAAAUCCAGAGGGGUUUCAGGGAGACAAGGAAUGGUUGGCAGAAGUCAACUAUCUUGGCCAACUUAGUCAUCCAAAUCUGGUUGAACUAAUUGGCUAUUGCUGUGAGGGUUCACAUAGAUUACUUGUCUACGAGUACAUGGCUUGUGGCAGCCUUGAAAAACACCUUUUUCGACGGGUUUGCCUUAAUAUGCCAUGGUCAACUCGUAUGAAGAUUGCGCUCGGUGCGGCAAGGGGGCUUGAGUACCUCCAUGGAGCCGAGAGAUCCAUCAUCUAUAGGGAUUUCAAGACAUCAAAUAUCUUGUUAGAUGCGGAUUAUAAUGCUAAACUUUCAGACUUUGGCCUAGCAAGAACUGGACCUAGUGGAGACCAAACCCAUGUCUCAACUCGGGUCAUGGGAACUUAUGGCUAUGCAGCUCCUGAAUAUGUCAUGACUGGCCAUUUGACAGCACGGAGUGAUGUUUAUGGUUUUGGUGUUGUGCUUCUGGAGAUGAUAAUUGGGAGGAGGGCUGUGGACAAGAGCCGACCAAGCCGUGAGCACAACCUAGUUGAGUGGGCACGCCCCCUCCUUGUCCACAAUCGCAAGCUUUUCAGAAUCAUUGAUCCAAGAAUGGAAGGCCAAUACUCCACCAAGGCUGCCAUUGAGGUGGCCAGCCUUGCGUACCGAUGCUUGAGCCAGAACCCUAAAGGGCGGCCAACCAUGAGCCAGGUUGUUGAAACCUUUGAGGCGGUUCAGAACAUGCCGGAAUGCCAGGACAUACUCCUGCAGAACUGCAUCACUGGCUCUGUGACGCUCUACGAGGUCCCCAAGGAAUCCAUUGAACGUGUCGAGACGGAGAAGCCGAAGCUAGAACCAGCAGCUAAGACCGAUGCCGUGGCUGUGGCUCUGCCACCGGUGAACGGAAAGCCAGUGCCCCAGAGCAGGAGAACACGGCCAGCGAACGGCAGGAGCAAGAGCGAGCCGUCUCUGGAGUGCAAGCUGUACAUCCCUUCGCCCGACUCUGAUGGGCAUCAGCUCGGUCUGGAAGCCCUAGCAUCGCCCCCUUCCAGAAAUGGCAGUAGGCAUGAUGAUCCUCCUCCUCUGGACGAGGAUCUGUACAAGAUAUAAGUAAUAACAACAGCAGCAGUUUUUGAUGACGAUCGAGUUUUCCUCGCUCGGGUUUUGCAUUGCCAUCCAUCUUGAUCAUCAAGAUCAGUCAGUCAGUCAGUCAGCCUGGUGUUGGCAGAACCACCUUGCUAGGUUUUCUUGUUCCUCCUGUUAGCAAAUUGUACGUAGAGGAGAGUUGUGGGAAGCAUGCACUGCUGAGUGCCUGCCGUGACGAUGUUCAUGCUGUAAACUCGAAACGGUUCUCUGGGAAUAUGAUCCACACCAAAAUGGUAAUGGAGAGAUUUGUGUUGUCA
Lolium rigidum is the source of this 1833-nucleotide messenger RNA. RefSeq names its product probable serine/threonine-protein kinase PBL17. The record is from RefSeq and is a predicted model, not a curated record. NCBI's taxonomy places the organism in Eukaryota, Viridiplantae, Streptophyta, Magnoliopsida, Poales, Poaceae. The transcript has 6 exons. Gene Ontology annotation, biological process: protein phosphorylation. Bases 104 to 1540 code for a protein of 478 amino acids. Gene Ontology annotation, molecular function: ATP binding; protein kinase activity.